Molecule: messenger RNA, 2544 nt
Organism: Insectozyma verbasci
Lineage: Eukaryota; Fungi; Ascomycota; Pichiomycetes; Serinales; Debaryomycetaceae
Source: the annotation of a GenBank genome assembly
AUGACAAGUGUUUAUACUUCAGAUUUGAAGAAUGUAAGAAGAGCACCAGCACCACCAUUAGAUGUUACCCUGGGAAAUAAAAUUCAUUUGGAAUCUUUAAACAUAAAAGACAGACCUAUUCAAUUAAAUAUAAAUGCAAAUAAACGUCAUAGUGGAUGGGUUCAUGUGAAAGAAGAUGGUUUAUUUACUUCAUUUAGAUGGAAUAAAAGAUUCAUGGUAAUCAACGAUAAAACUGUAAAGUUUUAUAAAAAUGAGCCAUCACUUGGUGACGUAUCAAAUCCAGAUUCAUCAUUUUCAUUGAAUUCAAUUGGUAAUAUAAAUAUAAAACCAGGAAGUGGCUAUUCAAAAAAUUCGCAGUCAUUUGAAAUUGUUUUUAAAAACGGAGGUAAAUCCAUUAUAAUUUCUAUAAAAUCAAAUAAUGAUUACCUAGAUUGGUUAGAUACUUUUACAACAAAAUGUCCUUUGAUUCAAAUCGGUCAGUCAAAUUCAUCGUCAAAUUCAACGGGCUCAACUACAUCACUGACAUCAUCAGGUUUUAACCUAUCAUCGUCAUCAUUAAAUGCGCUUUCUGCAUCAUCACUACUAAAUGGAGGUAAUUCAGGUGUUUCAAGUCCAAUCAAUUUCACUCAUAAAGUUCACGUUGGUUUUGAUCCUGCUAGUGGUAAUUUUACUGGUUUACCAGAUACUUGGAAGAGUUUGUUACAACAUUCUAAAAUCACUAAUGAAGAUUGGAAAAAAGAUCCAGUCGCUGUUAUUGAAGUAUUAGAAUUUUAUUCGGAUAUUAAUGGAGGCUCAAACCUGGGUACACCGAUUGGAUCACCAAUGGUCAAUAGCAACGCUAAUAAUGACGGUAGUAUUAUUAAUUCAUCGAAUAACUCCAAUAAUUUACAAGAAUGGACGAAACCACCAUCAAAAACUACAAUCGCGCAGUUCAAACCAAGUAGAGCUGCUCCAAAACCUCCAACACCUUAUCAUUUAACACAAUUGGGAAGCAAUAGUAACGAAUAUGAAUUUUCCAAAAAUAACAACAAUAUUUCUCCCUUAAAUAAUUUACUAAACAAAACUGAGUUAUCAAACAAAUCUAAUCUUGUUCCUGUUAGAAAAGCUCCUCCACCCCCUAUCUCCGCACUAAAAGAUCAAGUAUCAACUAAUCCACAAACUUUGAACUAUAAUUCAAACCAUCCUUCAAACAUUCCAAAACAGAAUCCUCCUACUUUGCCACUGAAUAAUAAUCCUAAGAUUCAUCCAGAUUUAAAAAUUCAAAAAGGGUAUAAUAACAUAUCGGACAAAUUUGAAGAGCAACAGUCACUCAACAAACAUAAACAACUCAAGCCUUUCCAUUUGAAUCAGAAACAAACUCAAGAUCCAAAAGAAUUCAAAGUUAAAGAUACACCAAUUAAAAGUCAAGAAAACGCAAUUUUAUCUGGAGCCUCACAUUCUGUAACAAAACCAUUGAAUCCUAUCGAUGAUUCAAUAAAACCAUUAAAACUAAAAUCACAAGAGAAUUUACACGAUGGCAAAGUUCAAAAACCCCCAAUGGGUCCCGCGACUACAAAAACUCCAAAACAGUUAAAAAAAGAAAGAGAAAGAUUGAAUGAUUUACAAAUAUUAGCAAAAUUAAAAACAGUAGUAAAUAGUAAAGACCCAAAGCCAUUAUUCAGGUUGCUCGCUAAAGCUGGUCAAGGUGCUAGUGGUAAUGUUUUUCUUGCAGAAAUGAUUCAAACUAAAAAGAAGGUUGCAAUAAAACAGAUGGAUCUUAAUGUCCAACCACGUAAAGAAUUAAUAAUCAAUGAAAUUUUAGUGAUGAAAGAUAGUCAACACAAGAAUAUUGUCAACUUUUUGGAUUCAUAUUUAAGAAAUGAUUCUGAGUUAUGGGUAAUUAUGGAAUAUAUGGAAGGUGGUUCAUUAACUGAAAUAAUCGAAAACAACGAAUUUAAGUUGAACGAAAGACAAAUUGCUACUAUUUGUUUUGAGACAUUGAAAGGUUUACAACAUUUACAUAAAAAGCAUAUUAUUCAUCGUGAUAUCAAGUCAGACAAUGUUUUAUUAGAUGCACUUGGAAAUGUGAAGAUUACAGAUUUUGGAUUUUGUGCCAAACUUACUGAUCAAAGAAAUAAAAGAGCAACAAUGGUUGGAACGCCAUAUUGGAUGGCUCCUGAAGUUGUCAAGCAAAAAGAAUAUGACGAAAAAGUAGAUGUUUGGUCCUUGGGUAUAAUGACAAUUGAAAUGAUUGAAGGUGAGCCACCUUAUCUUAAUGAAGAACCCCUCAAAGCAUUGUAUUUAAUUGCAACAAAUGGAACUCCAAAAUUAAAGAAACCGGAAUUAUUAUCAAAUUCAAUCAAGAAAUUUUUAUCCAUAUGUCUUUGUGUUGAUGUAAGAUAUCGAGCAACUACUGAUGAAUUAUUGGAACAUUCAUUCAUUCAACAUAAAUCAGGUAAAAUUGAAGAAUUAGCUCCCUUAUUAGAAUGGAAAAUGAAACAAAUUGAAGAACAAAUACAAGAGCAUCGUCAAAAUGAGUCACCAAAUAAUGAGAUUUUUGAUUAA